Messenger RNA from Talpa occidentalis (Iberian mole), 11656 nucleotides. Its product is annotated as KIAA1958 ortholog. The record is from RefSeq and is a predicted model, not a curated record. Lineage: Eukaryota; Metazoa; Chordata; Mammalia; Eulipotyphla; Talpidae. The coding region runs from base 60 to 2210 and encodes 716 amino acids. The transcript has 4 exons.
CGCGUUCCUAUGGACAGACGCACAGACACCUGCAGGAAAGACACUGCUGAUCCUAUAACAUGGAGGAUUGCCUUCAUACCUCAUCUGAGAAUCUGUCCAAGUUGGUCAGCUGGGCCCACAGCCAUGGGACUAUUUGCAGCCUCAUCCCAAACCUGAAACAUUUGCUUUCCGAAGGUUCCCAUGGGAACCUGACGGCAAUGUGGGGCUGUAGUGCCGGCCAUGCUUACCACUGGCCACUGACAGCUACUUGCAGAGCUGGGUCCCAAGAAAGGGUGUGUUUCCAGGAUAACAGAAGUUUUAAUUCUGAUAGUCCCAGUAUAAUUGGAGUACCCUCUGAGACACAAACCAGCCCUGUUGAAAGGUACCCGGGGCGCCCAGUGAAGACCAAAUUAGACUGCAAUCGGACCAGAGACUCUUGUGACUUCUCUUACUGCAGCGAGCCCUCUGAACUGGAUGAAGCUGUUGAAGAAUAUGAAGAUGAAAACACCCUGUUUGACAUGGUCUGUGAGUCUUCAGUUACAGAUGAAGAUAGUGACUUUGAACCCCAAACCCAAAGACCUCAAAGCAUCACUCGAAAAAGGCCUGGUUUAGUCCCAUCUUCUCUCCACUCAAGCUCCCAGACUCAGAUGGUAGAUGAAUGCAGCAAUGAUGUCAUUAUUAAGAAAAUCAAACAGGAGAUCCCUGAAGAUUAUUAUAUUGUGGCAAAUGCAGAGCUGACAGGUGGGGUGGAUGGACCAGCCCUGUCAUUGACGCAGAUGGCCAAACCCAAGCCUCAGACUCAUGCUGGUCCUUCUUGUGUGGGGUCUGCCAAGCUGAUUCCCCACGUAACAUCUGCCAUUGGCACAGAGCUUGACCCACAUGGUGUGUCUGCAUCCCCCUCUGUAAUGUCCAGACCAAUUGUUCAAAAGACUGCCAGGGUAUCUCUGGCUUCACCAAACAGAGGACCUCCUGGUGCCCAUGGUACCAGCCAGCAGAUGGCCAUGCAGAUGCCUGUGAGCACAUCCCAUCCCAACAAACAGAUCAGCAUCCCUUUGUCUGCCCUGCAGCUGCCUGGACAGGAUGAGCAAGUUGCCUCCGAAGAGUUCCUGCCCCAUUUGCCCAGCCAGGUCUCCUCCUGUGAGGUAGCCCUUUCUCCCUCAGUUAACACAGAGCCAGAAGUGAGCUCCAGUCAGCAGCAGCCCCCCGUCGCUCCAACCAUAACCACCGAGGCCACGGCACAGUGCAUACCAGCCUAUUCUACUAAGCUCAACAAAUUUCCCGUAUUUAAUGUUAAUGAUGACUUGAAUGAUCUGUGUACCAGUGCAGUAAGCCCAAACACCACCAAAGCCACACGCUAUGCCUUGAACGUGUGGCGAUACUGGUGCAUGACCAAUGGGCUCAAAGACCACACGGACAUCACCAAGAUCCCCGCAGUGAAGUUGAAUGAGCUGCUUGAGAACUUUUAUGUCACCGUUAAGAAGAGCGACGGCUCAGACUUCUUGGCCACCUCCCUCCAUGCCAUCCGCCGAGGCCUGGACCGCAUCCUGAAGAAUGCAGGCGUGGGCUUUUCCAUCACCAGCAGCACCUUCAGUUCUUCCACCAAGAAACUCAAGGAGAAGCUGUGGGUGCUGAGUAAGGCAGGGAUGUCAGGUGCCCGAUCCCGCAACAUCGUCUAUUUCUCCCUUUCUGAUGAAGAAGAGAUGUGGCAGGCUGGAUGUCUGGGGGAUGACAGCCCUAUCACUCUCCUGUCCACGGUUGUCAAGUACAACAGCCAGUACCUGAACAUGCGGACGCUGCAGGAGCAUGCCGACCUGAUGUAUGGUGACAUCGAGCUGCUCAAAGACCCCCAAAACCAGCCCUACUUUGCCCGCACGGAUAGUGUCAAGCGGGAGAGUCGCAGCGGGUCCACGAGAGUGUGCCACGGGAAGAUCUAUCACGAACACUCCAGGGGCCACAAACAGUGCCCUUACUGCCUCCUCUACAAAUACAUGUACAUCCACCGGCCACCAACCCAGAUGGAGGCCAAGUCCCCUUUCUACCUGACGGCCAGGAAGGAGGCCACAGACAUGGGCAGCGUGUGGUACGAGGAGCAGAGGAUGGGGCUGCGGUCUCUCCGGGGAAUUGUUCCAAACUUAGCCAAGAAGGUCAAGCUGGAAAACUGUGAGAACUUCACUUUUGUCUCAUUUACUCAGGUCUCCAGGAGGCUCGGCUCCCACAGCUGCUGCCAGUGAGUCUUCCUCAGUGCAGGCCAUAGCCAGAGUUCUGGGGUGGCUGGGGAGGACCAUGACUUCAUGGUCGGGCUGUGACCCGCUGUUUCUUUGACUUUUGAGGUUUUUAAUGGAAAGUAGAUGAGUCUCAAUCAGUAGGAUGGUUUAUCCAUAUGCGUGUCACCUUUGUUAAAUGAUAGAAUCUAAUACAAUGUGUAAUUGCUACAUACACAAGAGUGAGGCAGUUCAUUUUAUCUAGUGCCUUUUUAGCACAGAAUUCUCAAAAAAAAAAAAAAAAAAAGAUUGAAAAAAGCCCUGUUUAAGUAGUCAUUAAAAAAAAUCCCAGUAGCCUCGUAGCUUUAGAAUGUUAUGAAGACUAUCUACACUUUGUUGAAUUACACUCAUCGUUAGGAACUAGAAAGAGGCAGACAUGUUAACUAUUUCUAGGAGAAAAAUUGCACUGGACACUCCUUUAUAUUUUGUUGAUGGAUCAGUCAGUUCAGUGGCUCCUGUAGCCUUGCUGGGUGGAAGGUGGCAAAGCUGGUUCAGCCAUGCCGAGGGCUCCCAUCACCGGCGUGAACUUGAUCUCUAAAGAAAAAAAAAGAUUAGUGUACCAAAAGGUGCUGGUGAGAACAAGGUUUCCAGUGAACUAGGUUUGUACCUUGAGGGAAUUUCCAGUGGUGAAAGGACUUUGGUGGCUUGGAAAAGCAAUCUGUGAUCAAAAUGUGAAAACCUCCUGAAGCGGAAGUGCCUACAUUUUAUUUCUUAGCUCCAUGUGAAAACUAUUUUCAUUUGAACAAUUUUCAGAGGACUUUUUUUUUAAUUCCUUGUGUCCUACAGUUGUUCUGUCAACAUAGAACACUGGAUCUGUAAAACAAUGAAGGUAAUUUUCAGGUUAACCAGGAAAAAAAAAAAAAAAAAAAAAAGUUGCAAGGAAAACAAAUUCCAAAAUGUGUUUUUAAAGAACUUUGGAGUAUUUUUGUCAAAGUAAGACGUUUUCAGCCACAAUAGAUGUCAUUAUUUUAGGUUGGCACCAAUGCUUGGGACACAAUGAUGUAGCAACCUACCAGGUAAGCAAACCCAGCAUUACAGAGUAUAAAAUUGAAGCACGGUGAUAGGUUAUUGAUGUAAUUUGAAAUCAGGUGAAAUUUCACUCUGAUGAAUCUUUUACCUGACAGCAUGUUAUGGAAACAUCUACAAAAUUUUCUAAUAACUACUCUGAUUGAAAAGUGCAAAAGAAGCCCAAAGAAUGCUAAUUAAUAAUAGUACAAUUUCUAGAGAUCUUUAUUUUAUAUGUAAGGAGAGACUGCUAAAUUUAUACCAUUAUGUUCCUGUGUGUGCAUUCUAAUCUAAAAUUAAAUUUUCAGUGUAAAUUCAUUUUAAUGAGUUCUUAAACCAUUCCUAUUUCUUUUGCAAAACAUUUUGGUAUUUAUUUUAGUUGUUUUUGAAGAUCUUCACUAGUCAUUCAAAUAUGUAAUGCUUCUUUUCCCAGAGAAGUCUCAACCAAUGCUGCCUUAAGGGUUAGUUCUGAUUCCUUUUUAGUUACUGCACAUUUCUAAUUUUGUAUACUAGUUGAUCCUUGAGUAUAGGUUACUUUUUAUAUGUCUCCAUCUGUAUGUAAAUAACCGGCAAUAUUUAAUAAUCAGUGUUUUGAUUUGAUACUGCAUACUGUUCUGUUGUGGUUUCCUUUGUGAUUUUAGGGUUUUGAUUAGAAAGAGAAAACAUUAGGUAUGGUUUCCUUUAGCUUGCUAAACACCCAAAGGACAUUUUGUUUGUGCAAAGCAGGUGGCAUUUUUCUUUUCAGUUCUGCACUGAAUAGAAAUAUAACCUAUGUGAAUUAUUGGCCAGAACCUUCAGCCCAAUGAAAUAAAACCUUCAUUUUUAUUUUAAAUUGAUUCAAGAAGUAACUGCCAUUAGAAAUUACUGGGAUCUUUUCAGAUUUUAACAUUUUCAAAAGUAGCAAUAACUGAUGCAGAGCUUGUUCUCUUGCUGUUGAUACUAACAGUGGCUUUUCAUCAGUUGAAUAGCCAUCUCUGCCUCAAAUUUGUUCCUUAUCACCUACUUGAUAUACUGUAACUCCCCAGAGUUCUGAAGCAAAUGAUUAUAGUAAAAAAAAAAUCAGGAGGGGAAUCUUCAGUGAUAUCAGAUGUAAUAAGACUGUAAUAAUCUUGGCGUGUUUAGUACAUGCCUGCCUCUGUGGGGCUGGGUUGAGGAAGAAGCACAUUGAUCAGGUGCCACUCUGCGCUGCUCAUGGUACUAGGUACUUGGUCUGUUAUGUAUUUGUGUGUAGCUCUAGAAGUCUGUGUGUGCACACACGCUUUAACUGUACACGUGGCAAUGCCUAGUAAACUUGCUGAAAUAGCAAAGCACAACCCACCUAUAUGGACAUGUCCAUCCUCAGAGUAUCUGAGGGAGCCCAGAGUAGCCAGUGCUGACUGGCCUUCAGCCAAGUCCUUGGUCAGUUUCUCUAGCCAGCUGUAAACCCACUGCAGAUUCCAUGAUUUUCUACUCUCUUGACCUAAACCAGGAGAAUGGAAGAUCUCAGAGAAGAAGGGGAAAAUUAAGAGCAUUUUCUCCACUUGAUUUAAACUUUAUUUACUCAAAAGUGGGAGUGAAUACUAAGCAUGGACACAAGUUGCCUCAGGCCACAUCAAGAAGUGUCCUGCUGUAGGUGUUCCCGGAGGACCUAUGGUGCCCUCUGGGUGAGCGCUUGCACAUAGCAGGUGGGCCUCUGCUGUCAAAUGUGCCCUCCCUAGAAUCCAGCAUCAGCUUGAAGGGCAUGAUUCAGAUUUAGCACAAUACUGGGCAUAUAUAGUAAGCAUGCAAUAAAUGUUGGCUAUUUUAGAUACAAAUUUUGGUAACAGUAAUAAUACUAUUCAGCUAAUCUGCUUUACACCCCUUAUUUCUUCCAUUUUGAGAAUUCUCCCUUAAACUGUUUAACCUGAAUAAGAAACCAAACCUGAUUAUCUAGUCACAUUUACACCCAUGAUUCUACCUCCAAUACAACCAAGUCCCAAUACCUCAGUAUAAGCAAAAACAAUUGAAGAACAGAGAAGCCUUAAGAGGCUUUAUGAGAAAGCUUUUCCGUUGUUUAGUGUGUUUGUAGAGGGGACAGGUACCGAAGUACCUAGCCAAAAUCGUGAAAGAAAUGGUCUUCUGGAUCAUGUGGCAUUUCUAACUUCCUAGCUUUCCUUGCGUUCUAUGCUGCCUUGAUUGAAAGAAGUUUGAAGAAAUGCCAAAUUCUGUUACUUUAAUUUUUAUUUUAAUUCAACCUUAUUAAAAGCAUCAAGCACUAUACUACUCUCUCAGAACAUUUAUAGACACUGGGAGAAUCUGGGCAAAACAUCCUUGUGUAGAAGCUGAGGCCUCACGCUGUACUGGAAAGAUGUCUGCCUUCUUCCUGGGAGUUCUGUCACUGCUCACUUGGCAAAUUCUGGUCUUGGAUAUAUAGGGGAAUUGUUGGAAGGACCAUUGAGUGUUACACUUUUGCAACCUCUCAAGGCCAUAGGAGUUAGGAAGUAGCACAAGUAGGAAGAAAAUUUCCCUAAUUUGGGUCAUGGAGUGAAUCUCCUAAUUCAAUGCUUGUCUGUGGAACCCUAUCCUUAGGAAUAAGAUUUUUCUUGAAUUUUCAAGUUUCACGACUUCUAAAAUUAUUUUUACUGUCUCUAGGCAACAGAAUGUUGAUAACAUUUCUCAGUAUAGGCUGACUCUGACCACAUUGUUACUACUUAUACCAUAAACAGUGUGUAAAUAUUAUCCUUAUCAAACAUGCAUCACAUUGUCCCUUUUAUUCAAUCCAGAUUGCUAAAUAUUUUUGAACUAGUAACCAGUUGCUUUUAGGCACCAAUAAAUUCAAACAAUAAAGACCUCAAAGAAGAAUUACCAGUUUCUUUACAUGAGCUCCCAUUUAGUCCAAGUAGGGAACCGCAUCUGGCAGUGACAUCCCUACCUAUUUUAAGCUAUUCACAAAUAGCCCUGAAUAGCAGACUACAGUAAAUGUUUUGAUUUUGUAUAUAUCUUCAAAUACUUUUGCCUUGGGGUGAAUUUUUAAUGCUCUCUAAUGAAAGAAAACCAUUCAAUUGUUUAGGCAGUGUUCUAAGGUGAAAAUAUUUGUUGUAUUUUUCCAUGUAAAUGAAUCACCUUAACUGAAAUAUGGAGUGAGUGGAAGGAGAGAGCCCCAUGGUGACCCAAGGCUGAGCUCCAUUUCUGAAAGGAGGCCAGCUAAUCUCUGAAAGUUCCUGUGUAUUCUGUAUCCACAUAUUCUGAUAUCAUAGUGAUACCGUAAUUUCCAGUUUUCAGGCCUAGUCUCCCAGCCAGGAACAGAUCCCUGGCUGCAGUGGCAGCGCUGAGUCCCAGGCACUCAACCACUGCUGGUUGGUGUCUCACAAAGCCACAGCAGGAACUUGGAAGACACUCAGGCAAGCAAGUCAAAAGAGGCUGAUUUGUUUAGAGAAAGAAAAAGUUUAUUAAGGAGAAAGGGAAUAGAAAUAACUAAGUCUAACUAAGUCUGUGUCCCAGCCCUUGUCUUAGCAUACUUUUCUUUAUCAUCCUUGUUCUGGAAUGUCCUGUUGCCCCUAGUCCUAGGGUGUUUGAUUUGUUCCCUUUGGAAUUUAUUGCCCUUAUCUUUGGCACCUCAUUACUCCUCCGAGGCUUUUCCUGUUCUAUUCUGACCCUAAGGGCUCUCAGCUUGCUCUAUGACCCAACAGGAUUUCCCCAAACUCCUUUGCGGGAGGCUGCCUCUUUUUUCUGGCAAACUUUGACUGUUACCAUGAUUAUUUUGAGUACUUGUAGUUCUUUGCAGCCGCCAAGAGUGAGUGGAAUCUGAACUUCUAGAGAAGUUCCCAAAGUUUAGUUGUUGAUCAGAAUCCCAUUUUUAUGCUCAGUUAAGGUAUUUAUUAUUUAUCUAAUGUAUCUCACAUGGAAAUUAAUAAUUUCAGGAAAUAUUUUUGAAGACCUACAAAAAAGAUCCCUGGAUUAUAUGUAUUAAUAGUUGCAUAUUGCUUUCUUUGCUAUUAAUAGCAAUUAUAUUGACCCCUCUCCUCCACUGGUUUGCAAAUGGGCAAACCAGUGCUCAAUAUUUUAUGGUCAAUAUAACUUAUUUGAUUAAUUUACAUUUAACUGUAGUUACUGUUAUUGAUUUGUGCAAAUAGAAGUUUCUAGGUGGUUUAGAUUUGACUAAUAUCCUAUGGUAAGUGCUUUCUCACAGCUGCCUCAUUCUCAUUUAAUUCUCACCACAACUCUGCAAGGUAGAUUUAGUUAUUCCCACUUUACUGACUGAGAAACCAAGACUCCAAAAAGUUAAGAAAUUUUCCCAAAUCUCACGGAGCUAAUAAACUGGAGAACUUAAGUGAAACCCAGAACUUCUGACUCCAAAUCCAGUGCUCUAUCCAUUGGACCAAACUGCCUUUUUCAGGCCUGAAGAAGUCACAGAGCUUUAAAAAAAAAAAAAAAUCAAGCAGUUUCUGUUUCAUUGUCCAAGCCAUAAUCACACCUUACAUGUGCUUUCUUACUCAUUGACUUGUCACUUAGUGUUAUAGUUCAGUACUUCCUGGAAAACCUGAUCAUUUGCUGCCUACUGCAAUGAAUGCCUCUAGCCAAUGAAUGACUUCCCUAUUAUCUAGCUUAAAGGGUAGAUACCAAGCCCAUUUAUUCUAAUAAAAGUCAGGUUAUAAACCACUUGUUUUUUUUUUCUUUUCUUUGUUGUUUUUGUUUUUUAAAGUUGCAUCUGUUUUGACAUUCGUUAUCACUUAAAUGUAAAGAAAUUCCUAACCUAUGUCAUAAUUACAUGCUCAGGUUUUUAAACAUUAGCUUUUUAAUUUUGGUGUCAGAGGAUGUUUAUUAUCUUUAGGCUAAAGUGCCCUUGUAGCAAAUUAUCCUUAGCUAGUCAUUUGUUUUCUAUUCUUUUUUCCUUUCUCAAGGCAUAUUCAUUUUCUGUUUGAAGUCUUUUUUUUUUUUAAGAUUUAUUUAUUUAUGCAUACAAGAGCUGGAGACAGGCCAUAGAUGUGGGGGGUGAGAGGAUCCAUCAGAGACAGAGUGGGGGAACAGACCAGGCAGACUGAUUGAAAUACACUGCUGAGGGGAGCAGCGAGCGAGACAGGAGAGGUCUGCCUUGCCAUGUGGGUUGCUCCCUGGCCGGCUGGGGAUCGAACUUGUGCUGCCAGGCUGUGGACUGCUUCAUAUGCGGUGCUUAACCCCUUCCGCCACCAGGGAGGCCCUGUCUGAAGUCUUAAAAAAUAAUGUCACAGCCUACUCUGACAUCAUCUAGUCAAAUUUCUUCAUUUUUAUUACUUAGAAAAUGAAAGCCAAGGAAUAAUAAAUGGCCUCCAAGGUGACCCAGACAAGAAGCAGUAGAGUCAGAACUAGGAAAUUAGCCCCGGGCUCAUAGCUGGGAAGGUUUGGAUUUUUAAAAAUUAAUUAAUGGAACCACAUCUGGCAGUGACAUCUGACUAUCAGACACUCCCAGUGAGCUCCUGCCGUUCCAGAAAAAAACUGAUGAAAACCCAGAAGAAGGUCAAUCCCAAUUACAGAAACUAGAAAGGACCACUACAGUUUAUGAAACAUAUAGAGGUGGGUCCAGAUUGUAGCUCAGUAUUUCCCUGGCUUCACUUCACAAAUCAGGGGCCUUGUGAAUAAGAAAUGGAAAGAUGUUUAGUGUUUGUUUUCCCCAACCGUGACUCCAGAGCUCCCCAGCCAGAGACCCUUCCUCUUCACCAGAUGCCACACUGUGAAGUGAAGAUUCUCUGUCCCACCGCCUUCCUUCUCUUUGCCUCACCUCCCCUUCGUUCAGUCCAAGACUCAAGUCCUAAGACUAAAACAUGAGCUGAAUGCAGAGAGGAUCUAUUAGAGAUAUAGUGUAUUCUGAGAAAAAUGCCCUUUAGGUGAUGGCAGAAACAAUAAAUAACCAGGUAGCAGAACAUGCAAGUCACUGUGAUCUUUUAUGGAUGGUGUUGGUUCAGAGAUCCAGAAAACCAAGCCAUCGUAGGAAGGAUGCCUCGCUAAUGGGAAGGUGUUGGACUUGAAAUUGGACUUGGAAAUACGCACAUCACCUUACCGUAAAGUGUAUAUUUGAAAGGGGAAUUUGACAAGCACCCAAGUGGGCAGAUUACAUAGCAAAGGCAAAUUCUGGGUCAGGGAAGGAAGCUUAAGAGUGAAUGUAGAAAAUAAAGCAAAAUAGGGCAUGUGGGGAAAAAAUGUGACUGAGCCUAGGAAAAUGAGCAGUUUCUUGAACUCUUGAAAAUAAAAGUGGCUUACUUUUAGAAUUCUCUUUUGUCGGAGUUGACAAAACAGAAGAAUUCCUUCUACACAAUAAGUCAUUUUAAAAGUGAAUGGGUUCAGGAAAAAGGGCAACUGGAUAAAAAAUGAGGAGGAUUAGAAAGAAGAAUUUCAAGGAAGCUGAAAACAAGGGCAGAUUAAAAUCCACAUUGGGAGCCAAAAAUAACAACGUUGGUGCAUAAAACACUCAUAUCAAUCAUAUAAGGGGCAAACUUGAAAUUUUCUUCCUAAUGUUCUUUCAGAAGAAACAAAAAUUGAAAAUAGUGGGGAGAGGUAACGGAAGACAAAACAUCAGACUAUAAAACAAUCUCUCCUGGACAGAAUGAAAAUCUGUCGAUUGAAAGGACUUAUUUUAUUUCAAGUUUAAAAGGGGGGAAGAGACAUGUACCUCAGCACCUCCUGGCAGAGUGUAUGAUCUACCAAAGAUAGAGAAGAAGGCCUGCAGGCAUCCGGUCAGAAGGUAACAAGUACCAGAAAAUCAGAGCUUUCUGGCUGAAGACUUAUACUCUCCAGAGCCAAAUGCCAGGAAACGGUAGGGAAUCUGGAGGGGCGUGGGGGGGAGUUGUGGCUUUGGACUUUUAUACAGGUUUUAUAUGUCACAAUACAGAUAUUUUGUUAAGACAGACAUUCAGGAAAACACCAAUGUACUGUUCUUACAAAGAUAAGUGUACUGUAACCGACAAUGUGUAGUUAAACACAAAUUUGGGCUUGUUACCAUUUCAGUGGACUCUGAGGUCUUAAGCAUCAGGUCGUUACCCACAAGGAGGGUGAGUAUACUAAAGAGAUGAUGCCACUGGAAGUCACAAAUGUAAACGUGCCCAAAGUCCCCCCAUGAGUAAACGAAUACAAGAUGAUGGACCUAAAAAUCACCACCAGCUCACAGCUUGGUGUCUCUUCACUUUUAUUACUGAAGGGAUGCAUGACCAUUAUAAUACAAGUAAGAAAUUCAGAGACAUUUCUUAACAAUUUAAAUUACUCCCAAUCCCUGCCCCCCCCCAUCAUUUAAAUUGUUCUAUCUUGAAAGAAUGCAGAACUUCCAAGUGAGAAAAAGCUAGGGGUCCCACCUUGUUCCGGAUGUGACAGGCAAGUUGGCUCCAUCCAGCCUUCUCAGACUAAAAGCUGAUGGCAGGUUGAGAAUACAGAAUAUAUAUUUGCAUUUUAGAAGAGAUCAAGAAAACAGAAACUUGUUUCAGAAUACAAGGUGAGGGCUUCCCUUCUCUCUGCUUGGCAUUUUAUGGGAUAGUAUUUAAAUUCAGGUAUUAAGGGCAUAAAAUCAAUAGAAGGAAAAAUGACUUCUGGAGAUGACAGUGUCAAUGUUAGCACGAAAGUGGGUGGUUUUGUUUUGUUAUUCAUACGCUUCCCUGGAAGGACUUGAAAACAAGGCCCGGUAUGUGGGCCUUUAUGCUCAUUGCCUCCCUGGCUGCAUUAAGGUUUCAUCCCUACCCCGGGAUUAAACUCACCCCACUUAAACUCCAUACAUUUUCAACACCACCAGCAUUUUGCUUUACAUUUAGCAAUAGGAUAGCUAAUGGGUUGCUUUGCGUUUGCUUAUUUUUCACUCUGAAGCACAGCAACCCCUUCCAGAUGGAGAGAAUCUCUUUUGGAGAAGCUCCAAGGAUCACCUUCCCGGGGACUCCUCUUGAUUGACUGUGACUGACAAAAACUACUUUAACUACUUUGAUACGAAACACGCUUUGAUUUAAAAUUAUAAUGUUUUUAUAUGACUGUAUGUUCCAAAUGGAGGCAACAAAACUGUGUCUUAAUGUCGUCACUGUUCUGGAUAUGUUUUUGUUUUUGUUUUGUUUGUAAUGCAGGGAGAUAAUCCAUCAUAUCUUAACACUGGAAGCAUCAUCCUUGAAUAGUGUAAGACAUUUCAGUACCUUAGAUGAUCUGAUUGUACCUUUUUCAGCACUUGCUUUCUUCCCCAGGGCGACUGCUCGUGGCACGCGUGUGUGUCCAUGCAGGGGCACAGAGCAGGAAGCAGGGGUGACAUCUGUCAUAGAAUGUCAGAGUUGGAGGGGGACUUCCCUGUUCAUCCAAUCCAGCCCUCUAGUUGAUAGUCUAGUAAAUUGUUAACUAUUUGCAAGGUUCUGAGUUGGGUGUUUUUGUUUCUUUUGUUAAGUUGUUUGGUUGGAUUUAUUAUGUACAUGCAACUUGACUAUUUAACCCAGAUUUUUGAAAAUAAAAAGUUUAAUGUA